AUUGAUUUAAUUCCCACAGGUACCCCUCCAUUUAGACCUCUCUAUCCUAUAGUAGAGAAGGAGUGACAAGCACUCCCUGAAUUCAGAAAUGAGAUCUUACGAACAGGGAAGAUAGCAACAUCUACUUCCUCAUCCUCGGCCCGUAUACAUUUUGUACCAAAACCUGAUGAUGCUUUAAGAUUAGUGAUAAAUUACUGUGGACUAAACAAGAUCACGGUAAAGAAUCAAUAUCCGCUCCAGUUGAUGAAUGAAUUGCGAGGAAGGCUCUCGAAAGCUAGAGUGUAUAGCUUAAUAGACCUAAAAAAUAGAUAUUGGAGAAUCUGGAUGGCCGAAAGGAGAAGAGGAGAUACACACUUGCAUGAGGAACUCACCGCCUUGGGCAGUGAAAUGGGGUUACAUCACUUUCAGGUGAUGCCCUUUGGGCUAUGCACCGCUCCCCGCACCUUCCAGAGUAUGAUAAAGGACAUAUUUCGAAAUAUGCGGAGUGAAGGAGUAGUCGGUUAUAGGGACAACAUCAUGAUUUACUCUCUGAAGAUAGAGGAACAUGUCUUCCUGGUUAGGCGAGUAAUGGAAAGGCUAUGAAAGUAUCAACUAACUGCAAACAUAAAGAAGUCAUUCUCAGAUAAGAGUGAAAUUGAGUUCCUAGGUUACAGGAUAUCCUAAAAGGCGAUAUCUAUGACUAGGAAGAAGGUGGACACCAUCUGAGAUUGGAAACCACCAACUUGCGUCGUCUGAGUCCACAGUUUUAUGCGCUUCGCUAACUUCUAUAGAAGGUUCAUAGAAGGGUUUAGCAAGAUAGCGAAACCUUUAAUAGACCUUACUAAGAAUGAUGUCCGAUUUGAUUUGUCUCCUACUUGUAUGAAGGUUUUUCUUGAAUUGAAAAGGGCUUUCCCCUCAGGAUCAAUCCUAGCACACUUCGCUCCUGUCCGCCAGACUAAGCUGGAGACAGAUCCGAGUGUCUUUACAUUAGGUGCUAUUCUGUCUGAGUUCUGUCAAGAUGAGAAGUGGCACCCAGUGGACUUUCAUAGUAGAAAGUUCCACCCAGCUGAGAUCAAUUAUGAUGAACAUGACAAGGAAAUGACUGCCAUAGUCGCAGCAUUCAAGGAAUGGGAACAUCUAUUUAGGUCGGUAGAGGGUGAAAUCUGAGUUUAUAGCAAUCAUAAGAACUUAGAAUACUUUAAUAGUACUAAGACCCUCAACCACAGGCAGUAUUGCAGGACAGAAUUCCUGCAGCUGUUCAAUUUCAACGUAGCUUGCCCUGAAGGGAGGCUCAAUACAAAGGCUGAUGUACUGUCCAGGUUUGGCGACCAGCACCCUGAAGGAGGAAGUAAUUCUCUCUCAGAGACACCAAGGCCAUUUUCUCGCCACAGACAAUCGCUUGUCAGACAUGUGGGAGACCUCUUAUGUCCUUGUUCGUUGGCUGCCGGUAAAGGCUACCGGUUACAGUCAGCAUUCUUGGAUGCAUUACCUACUGCUGCGAGAAAGAAUCCCACCUGUAUGAGGGCCUUGAAGGCUAUGAUAGUGGGAGAGAAAGAAGUCGACCGAAAUCUGACUAUAGAAAGGGAUACUCUCCUAUACAAGAACUUGAUCAUCGAGAGAGAUCGCCUACUAUACAAGAAUAGGUGGUGCAUUCCUGACUCACUGGAUCUGAAGGAGAAGAUCAUGGAAACCAAACAUGACUCCCAUAUCGCGAAACCCUCUGGGACAUACAAGACAGUAGGCAGGGUUAGGAGUAACUUCGUUUGGCCCAAGAUGGAUGAGGCUAUUUCGGACUAUAUUCUUACAUGUGAUACCAGUCAACCAAACAAGUCCAUUAAGCAUAAGAAGUUUGCUUUGCUGGAACCAGUAGGAGUACUGUUGAGACUGUGGACAGACAUCUCAAUAGACUUCAUCGUAGCACUACCAGAAUCAGAGGGCUAUAUAAAAAUUGCCGUAAUCGUGGAC
Molecule: messenger RNA, 1944 nt
Organism: Tuber aestivum (summer truffle)
Lineage: Eukaryota; Fungi; Ascomycota; Pezizomycetes; Pezizales; Tuberaceae
Source: the annotation of a GenBank genome assembly